Messenger RNA from Lasiosphaeria miniovina, 862 nucleotides. RefSeq lists its product as uncharacterized. The record is from RefSeq and is a predicted model, not a curated record. NCBI's taxonomy places the organism in Eukaryota, Fungi, Ascomycota, Sordariomycetes, Sordariales, Lasiosphaeriaceae. The coding region runs from base 329 to 862 and encodes 177 amino acids. The transcript is spliced from 2 exons.
GCAGUGUUGUUUGUGACACAUCUCCCUUGCUCGGACCGUUGCAGUAGCGCCGUCAUGCACGAUAUUGACUGGCCAGAUAGCAGUCCCUAGUCCCACCUCUUGAAGACCUCGAGCGCCCUGGGACGGACGAACCAUAAAGACUGGCAUCUGCACGAGAGGCGGUUUCCCAGGUUUUUGGCUUCAGUCACCCACUGUCACUAGCGUCGGCUGCGCUACACCAAAGGUCAACCCGCUCUGCUCCUGCGCCACUCCCUGUCAAUGCUUUGACGGUUGCACCACGAGCCGACCUUCUGUCUCCUCCGUUUUUUCGAGAACCCACUAACACGUAAUGGACUAUCCGCAUAGCUGCAGCUUCUUAGGGUGGAGAGACAGCCCCGAGUCUUUCAGCGGUCCGCCACUGCGAGCAACGGGCCCUGCGACGCUAUUGGAACACCUGCCCGCCAAUAUUCUGCUCAACACCCCCAUCUCCCAAAUAGACCAUUAUCGAUUCAUCCUGGACUGCAGAUAUUGCCGUGAUCCCGGCGUCUUCCGGUUCCGGUCCCGUCUUUGCACGAACUAUAUGCAGGCCGCGCAAAGUCAUAUGUCCUCAACGCAUUCCACUCUCUUCGAAGAUACCCAGCAUUUUCUCCAUCUUGCCACCUUCCCGGUUGCCUGCGCUGAAUGGGAGGUGCAGGAGCACAACGAAAAAGUGGCCCACCCCGAGAUGUGUCAGGUUGGUGCCGUGGUCUUGGUGAGUGGUCGGAACGAGUUGACGGCUCGCAUCCUGGAGUGCGACAGCAGCCACUUGGAGUACAAAGUGCAACUAUAUGAGAAUGGUAAAAGGUAUUUGGACCCGAUAUGGCGACAGGACGAGGAGAAGUGA